This is a messenger RNA of Aspergillus mulundensis, 990 nucleotides long. RefSeq lists its product as uncharacterized. Gene Ontology annotation, molecular function: oxidoreductase activity, acting on the CH-OH group of donors, NAD or NADP as acceptor. The transcript has 3 exons. The record is from RefSeq and is a predicted model, not a curated record. NCBI's taxonomy places the organism in Eukaryota, Fungi, Ascomycota, Eurotiomycetes, Eurotiales, Aspergillaceae. The coding region runs from base 1 to 990 and encodes 329 amino acids.
AUGGCGUCCUCAGUUGCCCGUCGCACCGCAAUCGUCACCGGUUCCGCCCGCGGAAUCGGCAAAGCAAUCGCCCUGCGCCUCGCGCGCGAUGGAUACAGCGUGUGCAUAAAUGACAUUCCCAGCUCGCAGUCCGCCAUCGACGCAACAGUCUCCGAAAUUACGGCGCAGAUUCCGGCCGCGAAGGACCGCGUCCUCGGUAUUCCAGCGGACGUGUCUUCCUCCGGGGCCGUCGCGUCCUUGGUAAAAAGGACAAGCGAGAAGCUCGGCCCGCUGACGCUAAUGAUCGCAAACGCCGGCAUAUCGCAGGUGAAGCCGCUCUUAAACGUCACGGACGACGACAUCAAAAAGGUCAUGGCCGUCAACUUCAACGGCGUCUUCAACUGCUACAAAGCCGCAGCGGCCCAGAUGAUCUCGCAAGGCGACCCGCAACCCACCGCCGGCGUCGGCGUGUACAAAAUCCUGGGCGCCGCGAGUAUAGUGUCGCACAAGCCCUUCCCCUCGAUGGGGAUCUACUCCGCCAGUAAAUGGGCGGUGCGCGGACUGACGCAGGCAAUGGCGAUGGAGAUGGCGCGGCACAAGAUCACGGUUAACGCGUAUGCGCCGGGGAUUGUGGACACGAACAUGUGGGAGGCUAUUGACGGCGGUCUUGGGGAGCUGGAGGGGCGGAAGAAGGGCGAUAGUCUGAAGCUCUACUCGGAUCGGUUUAUUGCGCUGGGGCGGACGAGUCGGGCGGAGGAUGUGGCGGGGCUUGUGGGGGGGUUCCUUGCGAGUAGGGAUUCGGAUUAUGUUACGGGGCAGACGAUGGAUAAAGGAGUACGACUGUACGACCCGUGGGCUGUAGCGGGUCGAGCCGAUACGCCGAUUCCUGUCCAGCCAGUAGCUACCCACCGGCAUUACAAGAGCCGCGGCUACCAGGACAGUGCGACACUCUCCCCAAGCCCCGCGCAGUACUCUGCCCGCAAAAACGCCCGACAACAAAGUCCGCCAUGA